Nomascus leucogenys (northern white-cheeked gibbon) is the source of this 1808-nucleotide messenger RNA. Lineage: Eukaryota; Metazoa; Chordata; Mammalia; Primates; Hylobatidae. The record is from RefSeq and is a predicted model, not a curated record.
CACUUCCGGCCUCGCGUGGGCCGCAAUCACUGCUCAGCAGUUCCCGCCUGCAUUCCUCGCGCCCUCUUCCUGGAGUCCCAGUUCUCCUUCAGCCCGCCCCAACGCUGACGCUCAGUCCUCAGGCGUCGAGGGCAGCUCCAGUGAGGGGCUCUCUUGGCGCACGCAAAACGCUCAGCUCGCACCGCAAGGCGUCCGCCCCCCCGUCCCCCGCCCCUGGAGGCCUCUAGCUCGGCCCCGCCCCUGUCCCUUCCCCGUCGCGGAGGCAGCCUAGCCUUGCGCCCCGCCCGUUGCUGCAGCCCUCCCGCCUUCCCGCCGCCGUCGCCGGGACCAGCCAUUCGGGGCCAGGCUGAUACAGCCGCUUCACCGUGCCCCCGCCCGCGACCAUGGCCUCCUCCGAGGUAGCGCGGCACCUGCUCUUUCAGUCUCACAUGGCAACGAAAACAACUUGUAUGUCUUCACAAGGAUCAGAUGAUGAACAGAGAAAAAGAGAAAACAUUCGUUCGUUGACUAUGUCUGGCCAUGUUGGUUUUGAGAGUUUGCCUGAUCAGCUGGUGAACAGAUCCAUUCAGCAAGGUUUCUGCUUUAAUAUUCUCUGUGUGGGGGAAACUGGAAUUGGAAAAUCAACACUGAUUGACACAUUGUUUAAUACUAAUUUUGAAGACUAUGAAUCCUCACAUUUUUGCCCAAAUGUUAAACUUAAAGCUCAGACAUAUGAACUCCAGGAAAGUAAUGUUCAAUUGAAAUUGACCAUUGUGAAUACAGUGGGAUUUGGUGACCAAAUAAAUAAAGAAGAGAGCUACCAACCGAUAGUUGACUACAUAGAUGCUCAGUUUGAGGCCUAUCUCCAAGAAGAACUGAAGAUUAAGCGUUCUCUCUUUACCUACCACGAUUCUCGCAUCCAUGUGUGCCUCUACUUCAUUUCACCGACAGGCCACUCUCUGAAGACACUUGAUCUCUUAACCAUGAAGAACCUUGACAGCAAGGUAAACAUUAUACCAGUGAUUGCCAAAGCAGAUACAGUUUCUAAAACUGAAUUACAGAAGUUUAAGAUCAAGCUCAUGAGUGAAUUGGUCAGCAAUGGCGUCCAGAUAUACCAGUUCCCAACGGAUGAUGACACUAUUGCUAAGGUCAACGCUGCAAUGAAUGGACAGUUGCCGUUUGCUGUUGUGGGAAGUAUGGAUGAGGUAAAAGUCGGAAACAAGAUGGUCAAAGCUCGCCAGUACCCUUGGGGUGUUGUACAAGUGGAAAAUGAAAACCACUGUGACUUUGUAAAGCUGCGGGAAAUGCUCAUUUGUACAAAUAUGGAGGACCUGCGAGAGCAGACCCAUACCAGGCACUAUGAGCUUUAUAGGCGCUGCAAACUGGAGGAAAUGGGCUUUACAGAUGUGGGCCCAGAAAACAAGCCGGUCAGUCUUCAAGAGACCUAUGAAGCCAAAAGACAUGAGUUCCAUGGUGAACGUCAGAGGAAGGAAGAAGAAAUGAAGCAGAUGUUUGUGCAGCGAGUAAAGGAGAAAGAAGCCAUAUUGAAAGAAGCUGAGAGAGAGCUACAGGCCAAAUUUGAGCACCUUAAGAGACUUCACCAAGAAGAGAGGAUGAAGCUUGAAGAAAAGAGAAGACUUUUGGAAGAAGAAAUAAUUGCUUUCUCUAAAAAGAAAGCUACCUCCGAGAUAUUUCACAGCCAGUCCUUUCUGGCAACAGGCAGCAACCUGAGGAAGGACAAGGACCGUAAGAACUCCAAUUUUUUGUAAAACAGAAGUUCCAGAGCACAGAAGGUCAUCAUCACAAGCAAACUUUAUUAAAAAAAAAAA